AUGCUUAAGGAUGUUGAAAAAUCUGGAAUAGUGGACACCCUCUUGUCAUGGGCAAAUUUUAAACAAAGUAAAGAUCUGAAAAAAACUGAUGGAACUAAGACUCAUAGGAUUCGUGGGAUUAUAAAGCUUGAGGAUGCCAAUGAUGCUGGUCGAAGGAACUCCGAGAAAUGUACCUUGAUAUUGACGGAGGGUGAUUCUGCUAAGGCUCUCGCGAUGGUCGGGCUCUCUGUAGUGGGCCGAGACCACUAUGGUGUGUUUCCGUCGAGAGGAAAAUUGCUCAAUAUGCGGGAAGCUAGUAGCAAACAGAUAAUGGAAAAUGAAGAAAUUCAAAAUAUAAAGAAGAUACUUGGGCUGCAGCAAAACAAGGAGUACACAAAUGUGGAGUCUUUGAGAUAUGGUCAUUUGAUGAUUAUGGCUGAUCAGGAUCAUGAUGGCUCCCACAUCAAAGGGCUUCUGAUUAACUUCAUUCAUUCCUUUUGGCCAUUACUGCUUAAGGUUCCAUCUUUCAUGGUUGAGUUCACUACUCCUGUUAUAAGGGUUAGUAGGUUCCAUCUUUCUUUUGUUGUGUGUAGGGUUUUGUGGAGGACCAGUUUGGAUUAG
Messenger RNA from Lathyrus sativus (Indian pea), 600 nucleotides. The record is from the annotation of a GenBank genome assembly. NCBI's taxonomy places the organism in Eukaryota, Viridiplantae, Streptophyta, Magnoliopsida, Fabales, Fabaceae.